Messenger RNA from Aedes aegypti (yellow fever mosquito), 1188 nucleotides. Its product is annotated as adult-specific cuticular protein ACP-20. The record is from RefSeq and is a predicted model, not a curated record. The transcript has 2 exons. Gene Ontology annotation, cellular component: extracellular matrix. Lineage: Eukaryota; Metazoa; Arthropoda; Insecta; Diptera; Culicidae. Bases 662 to 1111 code for a protein of 149 amino acids.
UUUACUCUAUGCCCAGGGCGGUCAAGGAAAUUUCAUUACAAAAAGAUCCUGGACCGAUCGGGAAUCAAGAACUUGACUUGACUUUGUGAAGGACGACCUAGUCCAUCAGAGAAAAUUGAUUGAAACCCUUAAAACUCCUUUGUAAUUAUUUUAAAAUCUGCACAACACGCAACCUUACGGAAUAAACCCAAAAUUCAUCGUUCGUUACCCGUUAAAUGAUUGGAAAUUAGACUGAUCGUUAUCACAUGCUUCUUGAAUCUGGCCCCCUAUUACCGCAGCGUUUUCAUGCUCUAUCGCCGAGGAAAAGUGGAUGGACAUCGUGGUCAAAUGCAUUCAGUCUAGUGAAGCGUAACCACCUCACAUGCAAGAAGCCAUAAUUAAAUUGAUAGAAAUCCAAAAUUGAGGGACGGGCGUUAACUCUACAGAAUUAUCAUGAUAAAAAAUGUGAGAGGUUUAGCAGGACCUUGAUUGAUCGGCCCAAUACAGAGUUUGAUCGAAACUAAAAUCGACAAGGGAAAAAAACGAUUCCGAACCGAAAAGGUCGAAUAGGUGAUAUUGUUUACAUUCUUACUAUAAAUAAUCAGAACCUCGGAGGUAACGGUAUCAGUUCGGUGAGUUCAAUUCUUGGUAGAACAUCGGAAACGAUUUCAACAGCAGCAACAUGAUCAAGAUCACUGUGGUAGCGCUUGCUCUGCUGGGUGCAGUUCUGGCUUACGAGCAUCACGGCUUCGUCAGCGAGGUGAAACACAUCCCGUACAAGUAUUACGGCGGCGGUGGUUUGGAAAUGGGCGGCGGUGGACUUGAAGGAGGAGAGGAAUACUACUCGUACCCGAAGUACAAGUUCGCAUACGGAGUGAAGGACUUCCACACCGGAGAUCACAAGAGCCAAUGGGAGAUGCGUGAUGGAGAUGUCGUCAAGGGAGAGUACACCUUAGAUGAGGCUGACGGAACCAAGCGGAUCGUCGAAUACUACGCCGAUGAUAAGAAUGGAUUCGAAGCUAAGGUCAAGAACAUCGGAGAACCCAUCCACGAAGGAGGACUGGGAGGUGGUUUCGAAGGAGGCUACCACGGAAUGGGAUACAGCUACAGCAAACUGAAGAAGUACAACUAGGCUCGGAUGGAUAAGACUGAUGGAGAUGUGACUGGAAAUCGUUGUUGAAUAAAUGAGCAAUGCAAAUCAUUAAUGAA